CCCUUCAUAUCUCUUCCUCACAAAAGCCUUAGUUCCUUCACAGCAAAGAUGGACACUGAAGAGAAGAGAUCAUACAUCAGCCUACCUAAGAUGUUCAUGGCUGAUUUGGAAAAGAACUAUCAGCUGGAACAUGGACUGAUCGUUAAGCAGUUGAACGCCUUCAUCAACGAAGGCUACAUGCAGGCCUACUUCAGAGACUGGGGAAACGUCACUGGGUGCAAGAUCCUUAAAAACUACAAGUCAGAAGACAGCAAGGCGAUGGGAUUCGUCAGGUUUGCCACGGGGGAAGAGGCCGACAAGGCAGAGAUGGCCGGGCCUCACUUCAUUGGAGGCGACUUGGCGGUCGUGCGAAGGGUAGUUAGCCCAAAGAGAGAAUCUGGGGAUGACCUGACCGUGAGCUCCUCGACCGCCAGCAGUGGGUCUCAGCCCAGAGCCAGGCGCUCCAUGGGCCUGGGUUACAUCUUCGAGGACGCCCAGUGGCUGGACCAAGAGCUCACAUGAACCAGAUUGAAAUGUAUUAUGUAAAUGUGAUGUCAAUUGCAAAGAAAAAAAAUCUAUAAUAUAGGUUUUGUCUUUUCAAAAGUUUUGAGUUUAAAAUGAUUUAACUAUCUUUCUUUCUUUCUUUGUACCCAUAUCCUUUGUUAUCUUGUUUACUUUACAUCAGACAUGAGUGUGAUUUUACUGAAUACUAAAGAAAAUUAUGUUGUAAUAUAUAAAUGUCUGGUGUGUCUGAAAUAAAUUAUGUGGCAAAUGCCUUGGAAACCAUUUUAACAUUUACAUGAAAUGAGACUGAUGAGUUCAAAGCAGCCCCGAAGCACUUACCCACUUUGGAGAACAAUAUAAGUGGGAAUAAAAUAUUCUACAGAUGCAGAGUUACCGGUUUGUUAACUUCGUCAGCUCACUGUAAUUUUACUGAUGCUAUUUGGAAUAUUCAGAAACACAUUUCUGCAACCUCCGGAAAAAAUAAGAGGCGGAUUAUGUCUUGUCUAUGCCUUUUGGUAGAAAAAAAAACUCACUUUAAAUACGGUAAUGUUUGCAGAUGCUGACGGAAGAAA
Gadus chalcogrammus (walleye pollock) is the source of this 1055-nucleotide messenger RNA. RefSeq names its product heterogeneous nuclear ribonucleoprotein A0-like. Bases 49 to 501 code for a protein of 150 amino acids. NCBI's taxonomy places the organism in Eukaryota, Metazoa, Chordata, Actinopteri, Gadiformes, Gadidae. Gene Ontology annotation, molecular function: RNA binding. The record is from RefSeq and is a predicted model, not a curated record. The transcript is spliced from 5 exons.